Messenger RNA from Alosa sapidissima (American shad), 3384 nucleotides. RefSeq names its product FYVE, RhoGEF and PH domain containing 4b (gene fgd4b). NCBI's taxonomy places the organism in Eukaryota, Metazoa, Chordata, Actinopteri, Clupeiformes, Clupeidae. Gene Ontology annotation, biological process: cytoskeleton organization; filopodium assembly. Gene Ontology annotation, cellular component: cytoplasm. The record is from RefSeq and is a predicted model, not a curated record. The coding region runs from base 123 to 2624 and encodes 833 amino acids. The transcript has 17 exons. Gene Ontology annotation, molecular function: guanyl-nucleotide exchange factor activity; metal ion binding.
GACACUUCGAUAUUUACGUUUGGAAUGGGCUAUUGACGUUGGUUCUAGGCUAAAGUAGGGGAAAACACUCUAAUAGACUACGGCUUAUUGCUUACCUACCUAGAGGUGUGAAUCACUUCGCAAUGGUUGACAACAUGGAGAAGCCGUCUGGGAAAAGUUUGCAGGAUGGGGAAGAUUUCAGACGAAUGGCACUCAGGAGGCGGCGACUAAAUGGUCCCAGCAGUGGAGCCCCCUGUGCCGCCCCCCAUAGCUGCACCACUGGGAGCCAUGGAGGAUUUCUAGAUGGAUUGGGGACCCUCACAGGUGGCCACCCACAGCUCACAGCUCAAGUGCCAUCAGUGCCAGUGAGGCUAAGGAGACCUCUGAAAAACCAAACCGAAUCCUGGCAGAGUGAUACAAGGAGCCCUGGCACCAAGAUGGAGGCCGAGGAAGAUACCAACGAGGCCAGUACCUCCAAACUCACCAAUGUGUCAGACCUCAUCAGCCACUUUGAGGAAACCAGCCUGAACGCCAAUGGCUCGUCCCUGAAGCCCUGCGAGGACGCCAGAGGUGACCCCGACUCGGAGGAGAGGCCGCCGAGACGCUCGCAGCCAGGAACUGGCCAGUCUCAGGAUGCGCACCAGUCUCCGGCCGGCAGCGACGACGACGACGCACUAAUGCAAGCGGAGGAGGUUAAGGAGACGCAGGAGGCAGCGGUGGCGGCGGCAGCGUUGGUCAAAGGGGACCCAGCCCUGGUGAAUGGGGAAGCUCCUGAGGGCCAGAAGAAGCAGAGGCCCAGCGGAGAGGAGGUCCCAGCUCCACCAGCUCCUGCAGCAGCAGCAGCAGCAACAGCAGCCACCAACGGCCCAAAGCAGGAGCAGGCUGCCCACCAGCAGCAGGCCUGCAGAGAGGAGCCAGCCCCCGAGAUGAAAGAAACCAGAGAGCAGAAGCUGCAUAAGAUAGCCAAUGAGCUCCUGCACACAGAGAAAGCCUAUGUUACACGGCUCCACCUGCUGGACAAGUUAUUCUGUGCUAGGCUGACUGAGGAAGCUACAAAGGGCUCAUUCCCAGUAGAGGUGGUGAAUAGCAUCUUCUCCAAUGUGGGCUCCAUAUACGCCUUCCACAGCCAAUUCCUGUUGCCAGACCUGGAGAAGCGCAUGGGCCAAUGGGCUUCCACUCCACGAAUUGGUGACAUCCUUCAACAGCACGCUCCUUUCCUGAGGAUGUACGCGGAGUAUGUGAAGAACUUUGACAGCGCCAUGGAGCUCCUUAAGCAGUGGACCGAGCGCUCGGCAGCAUUUCGAGCGGUUCUCCAGGAGGUGCAGGGUCUCCAGGAGUGUGGGAGUCUCACUCUGCAGCACCACAUGUUGGAGCCCGUUCAGAGGGUUCCACGUUACGAGAUGCUGCUGAAGGACUACCUGAAGAAACUUCCGGAAGACGAUUCGGAUCGUAGAGAUGCAGAAAAAUCGCUGAACAUGAUCUCCAUGGCUGCCACUCAUUCCAACAGUGCCAUUCGCAAGAUGGAGAACCUCAAGAAGCUGAUGGAGAUCCAUGAAAUGCUGGGUGGGGAGGAGGACAUCGUGCACGCCUCCAAUGAGCUCAUCAAGGAGGGAUACAUCCUUAAGCUGGCAGCCAGAAACACCUCAGCCAUGGAGAGAUACCUUUAUCUGUUCAACAACAUGCUGCUGUAUUGCACUCCCAAGUUCAGCUUGGUGGGGCAGAAAUACACAGUCCGCACGCGAAUCGGAGUUGAUGGCAUGAAGGUCGUGGAGACCUCAAACGAGGGCCACUCUCACACUUUCCAGGUGUCCGGCAAGGAGAGGACUCUUGAGUUGCAGGCCAGGUCAGAGCAAGACAAAGAGGACUGGAUAAAGGUCCUCAAUCAGACCAUAGAGAUAUUUCAGCAGAAAAAUGAAACGCUGAAACGAGAAGCGGAUGAGGAUGAGGUGUCGAAAGAGGAGCUGGGGAGACGUGCUCCACGCUGGAUCCGUGACAAUGAGGUGACCAUGUGCAUGAAAUGCAAGGAGCCCUUCAACGUUCUGACCCGCAGAAGACACCACUGCCGAGCCUGCGGCUACGUGGUUUGUGCCAAGUGCUCAGACAACAAGGCACCUCUUGAGUAUGACAGUAACAAGAUGAACAAGGUGUGUAAAGACUGUUACUUUGUCCUGACGGGGCGCACGGAGGGAGAGGAGAAGACUGAGUACAAGAGGAGCGAUAGCAAGAAGAAGGGCAUUCUGGAGAUUGAGGCUGCUCAGUUUUCAGGCAACAGCCUGGUAUGUGGCUUCCUGCAUCACAGUGAGAAGGCCAAGCCCUGGCAGCGGGUGUGGUGCAUCAUCCCCCAGAAAGAAGCGCUGGUGCUCUACCUGUACGGAGCCCCUCAGGAUGUGAAGGCCCACUCCACCAUUCCUUUGGUGGGCUACAGCGUGGAGGACAGCCCCCGGCCUGGGGACCCUCUGUUCAGCUUUCGUCUGUGCCACGCCAAGUCCGCCCACAGCUUCGCCGCUGAGAACGAGGAGAUGAGGCAACGCUGGCUGCAGGUGAUCCGGCUGGCGGUGAAGGGGGAGGUUCCCGAGAGCCCCCUCCCCAACAGCCCGGGUACGCCCAACGGUGCCAUGGAGCUAGGCUACGACUGCUCUGAAUAGACCGGCAGUGGCACGCUAUGGCAGUCUCAAUUCGCUGUGAAUAGACAAUGUGUGAAUAGAGCAUGCAGUGCUGUAGCAGACCAGCUAUAGCUUGGCAUGCUAUGCACCAGCUCACAUUGAUGGGACAGAGUAAGGUAUCUCAGACAGGAAGGACCAUGGUAAAAUAUGGGUAAAAAUACCCCAAAAUCACCCACACACUCACCCAGAUAUACUCACGGUUGCACAAAGUAACUGUGAGAGGAUACAUUACACACACACACACACACACACACACAUAGAGGAAGACACUGCAAGAUGUCGAGCUUCAGAAAUGCAGAUCUCAACUGCAUGUGUGACACGUUGCAAAACUCAAUGUCUUGGCUUCAGGCUUCUACUGUAUGAUCCAAAUGGAAACUGUCAAUCCUGCGCCAAAGAUCUUUUAAACCAACUUUGUUAAAGGGCUCUCCGUUUGAGAAAAAGGCUUACAGUGGCAUAGCACUGAAGUGGCCACUGGGCAUUUAGUGUCACAGGAUGUACUUGUUGUUGUUACACAAUGCUACUAGGACACUGAUGACAGAAGUAAGUUGCUGUUUCCACUCUUUCUAAUUUGACACCUCAAUGCCACUUCCUAAAAUGUUUUUUUAACAGUGAUGUUCAAUUCAUAGUACAUUUUUCUAGCUGAUUGUUAAUACAAAUUGAACCAAAUGUAUAAUAUAUGCUCUGUAAUAUAUGCUGUUUUAGAGGUUGUCAGUAAUUUUAAUAAAAGUUUGUUCUAAAUUUG